Ochotona princeps (American pika) is the source of this 2486-nucleotide messenger RNA. It is a transcript of the gene GABPA, whose product is annotated as GA binding protein transcription factor subunit alpha. Gene Ontology annotation, cellular component: nucleus. The record is from RefSeq and is a predicted model, not a curated record. NCBI's taxonomy places the organism in Eukaryota, Metazoa, Chordata, Mammalia, Lagomorpha, Ochotonidae. Bases 337 to 1701 code for a protein of 454 amino acids. Gene Ontology annotation, molecular function: sequence-specific DNA binding; DNA-binding transcription factor activity, RNA polymerase II-specific. The transcript is spliced from 10 exons. Gene Ontology annotation, biological process: cell differentiation; regulation of transcription by RNA polymerase II.
CACUGGGCCGGGCCUGUCCCGAGUUGGAGCUCCCGGCCCUAGUUUAGCGUCCUGUUCUUGAGGGGUGGUUCUGGUGUGUUGUGACUGUUGCAGGGCGAGCCGGGGCGCAGUGCCUCGGGGGGCCUCCGCGGCCGCCGGCGCUCGCUGCCCGCACCCCGCUGGGAGUUGUAGUCCGGGGUGCGGGGUUUGGGGGCGGGGGGGAGGCUCCUCAGCGCCGACUCGGCGGCCAGCGGCCUCGCACCCGGAGCAGCGCCGCACGUGGAGCCCGCGCCUCCGCCGUCCUCGCCGGCUCGGGCCCAUUGUGGAGCGGGACUAAUCUUUUGAAAUACUUCAACCAUGACUAAGAGAGAAGCUGAGGAGCUGAUAGAGAUUGAGAUUGAUGGGACAGAGAAAUCAGAGUGCACAGAAGAAAGCAUUGUCGAGCAAACCUACACCCCGGCGGAAUGUGUGAGCCAGGCCAUAGACAUCAACGAGCCAAUAGGUAAUUUAAAGAAGCUGCUGGAACCAAGACUGCAGUGUUCAUUGGAUGCUCAUGAAAUAUGCCUGCAAGACAUUCAGCUGGAUCCAGAGCGAAGUUUAUUUGACCAAGGAGUAAAGACAGAUGGAACUGUACAGCUUAGUGUACAGGUAAUUUCUUACCAAGGAAUUGAGCCGAAGCUGAACAUCCUUGAAAUUGUUAAAACUGCGGAAACUGUUGAAGUGGUCAUUGAUCCCGAUGCUCACCAUGCUGAAGCUGAGGCACAUCUUGUUGAGGAAGCUCAGGUGAUAACCCUGGACGGCACCAAGCAUAUCACCACCAUUUCAGAUGAAACCUCAGAGCAGGUGACGAGAUGGGCUGCCGCGCUGGAAGGUUACAGGAAGGAACAAGAACGCCUCGGGAUACCCUAUGAUCCUAUACAGUGGUCCACAGACCAAGUCCUACAUUGGGUGGUUUGGGUCAUGAAGGAAUUCAGCAUGACUGACAUAGAUCUCACCACACUCAACAUUUCCGGAAGAGAAUUAUGUAGUCUCAGCCAAGAAGAUUUUUUUCAACGAGUCCCUCGGGGAGAGAUUCUUUGGAGUCAUCUGGAGCUUCUUCGAAAAUAUGUGUUGGCAAGCCAAGAGCAACAGAUGAAUGAGAUAGUCACCAUCGAUCAACCUGUGCAAAUUAUUCCCGCUUCAGUGCAGUCAGCCACACCCACUGCCAUUAAAGUCCUGAACAGCAGUGCCAAAGCAGCCAAAGUCCAGAGGGCUCCACGGAUUUCAGGAGAAGACAGGAGCUCACCUGGGAACAGAACAGGAAACAAUGGACAGAUCCAGCUGUGGCAGUUUUUGCUAGAACUCCUUACUGACAAAGAUGCCCGAGACUGUAUUUCAUGGGUUGGUGAUGAAGGUGAAUUUAAACUAAAUCAACCUGAGCUGGUUGCUCAGAAAUGGGGACAGCGUAAAAAUAAGCCUACAAUGAACUAUGAGAAACUCAGUCGUGCAUUAAGGUAUUAUUAUGAUGGGGAUAUGAUUUGUAAAGUUCAAGGCAAGAGAUUUGUGUACAAGUUUGUCUGUGACUUGAAGACUCUUAUUGGAUACAGUGCAGCAGAAUUGAACCGUUUGGUCACAGAAUGUGAACAGAAAAAACUCGCCAAGAUGCAGCUUCAUGGGAUUGCGCAGCCAGUCACAGCAGUAGCCCUGGCCACUGCUUCGCUGCAAACAGAAAAGGAUAAUUGAGGCCAACACCCGUGGGAGUCUUUCCUACAUAUUCUGAGCAGGGAUUGCUCUUACCUUUAUUACUGAAUUUGAAUCUUCUUUUAUUUCCAGAAUGUACAAUCCAAUGCAUGAUUUUUAUAUAAAUAUUUCAUACUCUUGUGAAUUGGAUCUUUUUACUUUGAGCAUAUAUUUUAGAAUAUGUGUUUGUUAAAAGGUCACCACAUUAUCUGCAGCGUGAAAGCAGAUUUCUUGUGGGGUAGUUUGUUCACAGUCAGGAAAGCUAUAAGUGGUCAGUAUUAAUGUCUAGCCCUACCAAAAAUAGCCAGUGGCAUCUGAAGAUGGAAAAUAAAUGAAGUAUCUCCAGGAAACAGUCUGGCUUAACUAUUUUUGAAACUGUAACUUUACUCUCUGCUGCUUUAGAUGUUGCUUUACAUAGAACCAGAAAACGGAGUUUCUUAGCUAGAGCAUGUGUGCCUGUCUCAUCUAAUCAAGCAGAGCUAAAAUGUUCCUAUCAAAUAAAAUUAUAAUAUUAGUAAAUUACUAAGCUGAGUAUCAGAUUAUUAAAGUAAUUUAUAUAUUUGCAAGUAAAGGUUGGUAAGUUGACUGGCAGACAGCAGUGCUGAAGACGAUGGUUGGAAUGGCUAAACUAGGCCAUUACAGAUUUUCUAUAUAGAUUAUAAUGUCAGGCCAAGAACUUAAAUUAUUUUGAAAGAGGCAUUUAAUUCUAAUAAACCAGCUCUUAGAGAAGUUCUAAAAUCAUCUCUUUUUCCUUUCAGAGAUUUAAAAAUUGAAAAGGUAUACCUCAG